CCCUGAGGGGACUCAGAGUCUCGGCCGGCGCCUCGGCCGCCACGUCGUCCUCCUCUUCGGGUCUAUCCCGCGCCCUCCCGGCGACCCGGCCUCCGGUCGCGCGGGUCUAGCCGCCAGGCCCUUGCCGAGGACAGGCCAGGUGGCCGAGAAGAAAGCACGUGCUUGAGCAGUGGUCUGGGCCAGGGGUCCGCCUGUCGUCGCCGCGCCGCGCCAGGGUCCUGAGGGGAGGCUCCUCCCUCAGUGUCCCCCGGACUCCGGCCUUCUGUGAACCACUGGCCCCGCGCUGGCUGGCGUGGCUCUGGGCCGUCACGUGUGGAGGGAGGGUGCGUCUUCCCCGCCGCGUCCCCGGCCCGAGGAGGAGAGGACUCCGCAGCAUGUCCCCCGCGCUCCACGACCUGACGCCAUCCGCAGGAAUGAAGAAGACCCUGCAGGAUGAGAUUGACGCCAUCCUGCGGGAGAGGAUUAUGGUGCUUGAUGGAGGGAUGGGGACCAUGAUCCAGCGGCACAAGCUGAGUGAAGAUGACUUCCGAGGACAAGAAUUUAAAGAUCACGCCAGGCCCCUGAAAGGCAACAAUGACAUUUUAAGUAUAACUCAGCCCGAUGUCAUUUACCAAAUCCAUAAGGAUUACUUGCUGGCUGGGGCAGAUAUCAUUGAAACAAAUACUUUUAGCAGCACUGCUAUUGCCCAAGCUGACUAUGGCCUCGAACACUUGGCCUACAGGAUGAACAAGUGCUCUGCGGGAGUGGCCAGAAAAGCAGCUGAGGAGAUAACUCUCCAGACAGGAAUUAAGAGGUAUGUGGCAGGAGCUCUGGGUCCAACUAACAAGACACUCUCUGUGUCCCCAUCUGUGGAAAGACCAGAUUACAGGAACAUCACAUUUGAUGAACUCGUUGAAGCAUACAAAGAGCAGGCCAAAGGGCUUCUGGAUGGUGGGGUUGAUAUCUUACUCAUUGAAACUAUUUUUGAUACUGCCAAUGCCAAGGCAGCCUUGUUUGCAGUCCACAAACUUUUUGAAGAGGAGUAUGCUCCCCGGCCUAUCCUUAUUUCAGGGACAAUUGUUGAUAAAAGUGGGCGGACUCUCUCUGGCCAGACCGGGGAGGCGUUUGUCAUCAGCGUGUCUCAUGCAGACCCACUCUGCAUUGGAUUAAAUUGUGCUCUGGGUGCAGCUGAAAUGAGACCUUUUAUUGAAACAAUUGGAAAAUGUACAACAGCCUAUGUCCUCUGUUAUCCCAAUGCAGGUCUUCCCAAUACCUUCGGUGAAUAUGAUGAAACUCCGCACGUGAUGGCCAUGCACUUAAAGGAUUUUGCUAUGGACGGCUUGGUCAAUAUAGUUGGCGGGUGCUGUGGUACGACACCAGAUCAUAUCAGAGAAAUUGCUGAAGCUGUGAAAAACUAUAAGCCUAGAGUUCCACCUGCCACUGUUUUCGAAGGGCAUAUGCUACUGUCUGGUCUAGAGCCCUUCAGGAUCGGCCCUCACACCAACUUUGUUAACAUUGGAGAGCGCUGUAACGUUGCAGGAUCCAGGAAGUUUGCUAAACUCAUCAUGACAGGAAAUUAUGAAGAAGCUCUGAGCGUUGCCAAAAUGCAGGUGGAAAUGGGAGCCCAGGUGUUGGAUAUCAACAUGGAUGAUGGCAUGCUGGAUGGACCAAGUGCAAUGACCAGAUUCUGCAACUUCAUCGCUUCCGAGCCUGACAUUGCCAAGGUGCCCUUGUGCAUCGACUCUUCCAAUUUUGCUGUGAUUGAAGCUGGGUUAAAGUGCUGCCAGGGGAAGUGCAUUGUCAACAGCAUCAGCCUGAAGGAGGGAGAGGAUGACUUCUUGGAGAAGGCCAGAAAGAUUAAAAAGUUUGGAGCUGCUGUGGUGGUUAUGGCUUUUGAUGAAGAAGGACAGGCAACAGAAACAGACACCAAAAUCAGAGUGUGCACCCGGGCCUACCAUCUCCUUUUGAAAAAACUGGCCUUCAAUCCAAAUGACAUCAUCUUUGACCCUAAUAUCCUCACCAUUGGUACUGGGAUGGAAGAACACAACUUGUAUGCUGUUAAUUUUAUCAAUGCAACAAAAGUCAUUAAAGAAACGUUACCUGGAGCCAAAGUAAGUGGAGGUCUUUCCAACUUGUCCUUUUCAUUCCGAGGAAUGGAAGCCAUUCGAGAAGCAAUGCAUGGGGUUUUCCUUUACCAUGCAAUCAAGUUUGGUAUGGACAUGGGGAUAGUGAAUGCUGGAAACCUUCCUGUGUAUGAUGACAUCCACAAGGAACUUCUACAGCUCUGUGAGGACCUCAUCUGGAACAGAGACCCUGAGGCCACCGAGAAGCUCUUACACUACGCCCAGACUCAGGGCAAGGGAGGGAAGAAAGUCAUCCAGACUGAUGAGUGGAGGAAUGGCCCCAUCGAAGAACGCCUUGCAUAUGCUCUUGUGAAGGGCAUUGAAAAAUACAUUAUUGAGGAUACUGAGGAAGCCAGAUUAAACCAGGAAAAAUAUCCCCGACCUCUGAAUAUCAUUGAAGGGCCACUGAUGAGUGGCAUGAAAAUUGUUGGUGAUCUUUUUGGAGCUGGAAAAAUGUUUCUACCUCAGGUUAUAAAGUCAGCUCGGGUCAUGAAGAAAGCCGUGGGUCACCUUAUUCCCUUCAUGGAAAAAGAGAGAGAAGAAACCAAAGUGCUUCCUGGCACGAUAGAAGACAAGGACCCUUACCAAGGUACCAUUGUGCUGGCUACCGUGAAAGGCGAUGUGCACGACAUUGGCAAGAACAUAGUUGGAGUAGUCCUUGGCUGCAAUAAUUUCAGAGUUAUUGACUUAGGAGUCAUGACUCCAUGUGACAAGAUACUGAAAGCUGCUCUCGACCACAAAGCAGAUAUAAUUGGCCUGUCAGGACUAAUCACUCCUUCCCUGGAUGAAAUGAUUUUCGUUGCUAAGGAAAUGGAGAGAUUAGCUAUAAAGAUUCCGUUGUUGAUUGGAGGAGCUACCACUUCGAGAACCCACACAGCAGUUAAAAUAGCCCCAAGAUACAGCGCGCCUGUGAUCCACGUCCUGGACGCAUCUAAGAGCGUGGUGGUGUGUUCUCAACUGUUAGAUGAGAAUCUAAAAGAUGAGUACUUUGAGGAGAUCAUGGAAGAAUAUGAAGAUAUUAGACAAGACCAUUAUGAGUCUCUCAAGGAAAGAAGAUACUUAACUUUAAGGCAAGCUAGAGAAAGCGGUUUCCAUAUUGACUGGCUGUCAGAGCCUCCCCCAGUGAAGCCCACAUUCCUUGGGACUCGGGUCUUUGAAGACUACGACCUGCAGAAGCUGGUGGACUACAUUGACUGGAAGCCUUUCUUCGAUGUCUGGCAGCUCCGGGGCAAAUACCCAAACCGAGGCUUUCCGAAGAUAUUUGACGACAAAGCUGUAGGUGAAGAAGCCAAAAAAGUCUAUGAUGAUGCCCAAAAUAUGCUGCAGGCACUGAUUAGUCAGAAGCAGCUCCACGCCAGGGGCGUGGUUGGGUUCUGGCCAGCGCAGAGCAGCCAGGACGACAUCCACCUGUAUGCGGAGGGCGCGGCACCCCAGGCCGUGGAGCCCAUCGCCACCUUCUACGGACUCAGGCAGCAGGCCGAGAAGGACUCUGGCAGCGCAGACCCCUACCUCUGCCUCUCGGACUUCAUCGCCCCUCUGCACUCGGGCGUCCCUGACUACCUGGGUCUGUUUGCCGUCGCCUGCUUUGGGGUGGAGGAGCUGAGCAAGGCCUACGAGGAAGAGUGUGACGACUACAGCAGCAUCAUGGUCAAGGCGCUGGGGGACCGGCUGGCCGAGGCCUUCGCCGAGGAGCUGCACGUGCGGGUCCGCAGGGAGCUGUGGGGCUACUGUGGCGGCGAGCAGCUGGCCGUGGCCGACCUGCGGAGGCUGCGCUACGAGGGCAUCCGGCCGGCGCCCGGCUACCCCAGCCAGCCCGACCACACCGAGAAGCUGACCAUGUGGAGGCUGGCGGACGUGGAGCGGCACACAGGCAUCAGGUUAACAGAAUCGCUGGCCAUGGCACCUGCUUCAGCGGUAUCCGGCCUUUACUUCUCCAAUUUGAGGUCCAGAUAUUUUGCCGUGGGGAAAAUUUCCAAGGAUCAGAUUGAGGAUUAUGCUUUGAGGAAGAGCAUGUCUGUGGCCGAGGUUGAGAAAUGGCUGGGACCCAUUCUGGGAUAUGAUACAGAAUAACUUCUUUUUUUUUUUAACCUUGUC
Molecule: messenger RNA, 4196 nt
Organism: Globicephala melas (long-finned pilot whale)
Lineage: Eukaryota; Metazoa; Chordata; Mammalia; Artiodactyla; Delphinidae
Gene: MTR
Product: 5-methyltetrahydrofolate-homocysteine methyltransferase
Biological process (GO): homocysteine metabolic process; tetrahydrofolate metabolic process
Cellular component (GO): cytosol
Molecular function (GO): cobalamin binding; zinc ion binding; methionine synthase activity
Source: RefSeq, a predicted model, not a curated record